Molecule: messenger RNA, 1098 nt
Organism: Prunus persica (peach)
Lineage: Eukaryota; Viridiplantae; Streptophyta; Magnoliopsida; Rosales; Rosaceae
Exons: 2
Coding region: 1-1098 (365 amino acids)
Source: RefSeq, a predicted model, not a curated record
AUGUCUGGGACCUCCAACAACUCCAUCAAACAUUAUGUCCACUCCAUCUAUGAUCACCAGGUCUUCAGCACCGAGCAGGGACGCUUUCCGAAGAUGCAAAAAUCUGGUUGGGCCCCCAUUAACUUAUGCGAAGAAGAGGAACGCAGUGUUAUUCUCCCCUAUUAUGACCCACUCAUUAUCCACGCAGAUAAUUCUAACUUCGACAUUGGGCGUAUCUUGGUGGACACUGGCAGCUCAGUCAGUAUGAUGUUUGCUAAUGCUUUCAACGAGCUCCAGGUCCCUACUCAUUUGUUCGACCGAAGCAUCACACCUUUUGUGAGCUUCUCUAGUGAUGUUGUCCAGCUCAUUGGAAGCAUCCAUCUCCCUAUCUCUAUUGGUUCAGCACAACAGCGGGCGACGGUCACCACUCUCUUCCUCAUUGUUGACUGUCCCACAACCUACAACGUCAUCCUUAGGCGUCUAGCCUUGGCCCAAAUGAAGAUUUUCAUUUCCACGCAAAUGCUACUGCUGAAAUUCCCUACCCCUUAUGGCACAGGCAUGGUGCGUGGCGACCAACUUGGUGCCCAAAGUUGCUAUGCUUCAGCAGUCAAGUCCACCAAACACCAGCAUAAGAGUGAGACCCUCGCUGUAACCAAGGCUCCAGCCCUUCCCCAAGCAGGCUCUGAACCACCUGAAGACCCUAGGGAGGAAUCGAAGUGUCACGCCUAUGACCCAGAGAGGUACGAGGCCAUGAAAAGGGAGGUGGAUAAGCUAAGCAGCAUUGGAUUCAUCAAGGAGGUGGACUAUCCCACCUGGCUGGCUAAUUUGGUGAUGGUUCGUAAACCAAAGAAAGGCUGGCGUAUGUGUAUAGACUGCACAAACCUUAAUCGGGCUUGUCCAAAGGAUAGCAUUCCUUUACCUCGAAUCGACCAGCUUGUGGACGCCACAGCUGGCCACGCCCUCCUCAGCUUCAUGGACGUUACUCUGAGUAUAACCAGAUCUUCUUGCAUCCUGAUGACCAAGCCCACAUCUCCUUCAUUACUGAUCGUGGUCUAUACUGCUACAAGGCGAUGCCCUUCUGGCUCAAGUACGCCGGGGCUACUUCUCAAUGUUUUGUGA